AUGACUCUCGACGAUGGACACAGUGCAAAUGGCGGAACUUUCGGAGUAAACGGUGCAAGCAAUGCGGACAGUCCAAAUAGCUUAACAACCGGAUUUUCUGGGGCAGGAAAUAGAAUGGGGAUGAACCAAAUGGGCCCAAAUACAGCAGUUUGGAAUAGCCCGUGGUUUCAAGAAGCAUAUCACAAUGCACAGGAGUUCUAUGAAAAAGACAAGGUUUUGGAUCCCAAAGACAGGUUAGAGUUAUCAAAAAUAUAUCUUUCCAUUGCGAGAGCACAGUUGUGGUCUGGCUGGGUAGCAUUUGGUCUAGUUACGAGUGUGCCUUUUGUUCUUCAGUAUAAGAAGACUGGGGGUGUCAAGGGAACGAAAGUUUCACGAGCUUUCGCAUUUGGGUUUUUGUCCAUGUUUGCUGCUACGCAAGCUGGGGGUUCUCUUAUGUAUAAGUCAAAGCUCGCAAGCAUCCGUCCAGAAACACUUGAAGAUGAUCCUAAUGUUCCUAAAAGCAGUCGCCAAAAACAGUAUGAAAUGAUGAAAUUGUUGAACAUGGGAAUGCCAACAAGAUGGGCAACGUAUUUCAACCUAACGUACAGAAAUCCAGAAAAGAGAAUCCCAGACCCUAAGCUAACCAUGGAAAAAUUGAAGAAUGGCCAGGCAACAACGAGGAACAGGUCGGUCAUGUUUGAUAAUAAAGAUCCGAUGGGACUAUACACGGGUCCUCAGUUUGAAAAGAAGGAGGGAGUGCCAAAAGCUGGUGCCAUCUCACCUCCAGCUCAACAGGUACCUCAACAGGUACCUCAAAAUGAUGAAUAUGAUCCAUUUAAUGAAGAAGAUAACAAAGAAGAGGAGUCGCUGUCAGCGUGGGAUAGGAUCAGGAAGGAAAAUGCUGUCGCAGACACAAAAGCAGGUAAUUCUUGGGAAGAAAUACGGAAAAAGAAUUACGACAACUCACCCAAAUAA
Molecule: messenger RNA, 954 nt
Organism: Kluyveromyces marxianus DMKU3-1042
Lineage: Eukaryota; Fungi; Ascomycota; Saccharomycetes; Saccharomycetales; Saccharomycetaceae
Gene: RCI37
Product: Rci37p
Exons: 1
Coding region: 1-954 (317 amino acids)
Source: RefSeq, a predicted model, not a curated record